Messenger RNA from Cladocopium goreaui, 332 nucleotides. Lineage: Eukaryota; Dinophyceae; Suessiales; Symbiodiniaceae. The record is from the annotation of a GenBank genome assembly.
GUCUAUCUUCUCGAAUUCCUGCGCACAUGAGACCCAAAGGUGGUGGACGGCUGGCACCAUGGGCGAAAAAGGCAGCUGCGGCAGCUGACGAUGCUGCUGAUGAGGCAGCUGACGGGGCCGCUGAUGAGGCAGCUGAUGGGGCAGCUGAGGCGCCAUGUACAUCUAACGGGUCAAAUGCGCAGUCACCUGCCGCGAACUCACGAGGUGAAGCGGAGGAACAGGUCACAGCUGAUACAGCUGAUGCAUCCGCGGAUGCCGUUCCCACAGCGACACCAACACCAAGCGAUACGGAUCCCCCUGAUGAUGCAGCUAGCUCGGGCGAAACAAGGUGA